Messenger RNA from Paramuricea clavata, 3260 nucleotides. Lineage: Eukaryota; Metazoa; Cnidaria; Anthozoa; Malacalcyonacea; Plexauridae. The record is from the annotation of a GenBank genome assembly.
GACUAUUUUAUCAUAUUCAACUUGUAUGCAGGAGGAGAGGGCUGCAGCAAAAACAUCAUUGCUUAUUACAAGUUUGAUUAUUCGUAUCGUGAUGUGUGCAACGGAUACAACGCUAUCAAUGAUGGGAUUGAAAACGACUUGGAGUCAUCUAAAGGAAUAUCUGGCGGUGGAUUUGCAGUACAGCUACUCGUAUAUUCUGCUAAACUACGUGUUCCAGGCCUGAAUGGUUAUACGUGGGGGUAAGAACAAUCGGCGUUACCUAGCUCAUAGAACUAAAAUUUAAUUUGGCUAACGUUUGUUUAUACACAAUUUACACGUACAAUUUUAGAUAACUCCUAUAGUAUUCAAAAUUAAAAGAGCAACUCUUGAGAGUAACUCGUAAGCUCUGGGCAAACUAGGAAACAUUGUUGCGGAAACAUUGUUUCCUACCAGCGUUUCGCCAUGUUUCCCAGAGUGGGUAAACACUAGGAAACAUUAGUGAAUUCGCUAUGAAACAUCUUUAUGCUUCUUGGGAAGCAAAUUUUGUUUCCGCAACAAUGUUUCCACGGGUGGGCAAACAGGGAAACAUUUGAGAAAACAUCGAGAAUCACAAAUGUUUCCACAACAAUGUUUCCUAGUUUGCCCAGGGCUUUAGACAUAACUCUAAUGCUUAGUUACUUUUGUACUAUUCUAUACGCUUCUGUCUGACCAGACCUUGAAAAAGUCAGUGUUUAAUGUUGCUCGGAUCCUGAAUUUGCCAUAUAUGUUCCAUAAUAGUAAUGUUCCAUAAUAGUAACUAUAGGCAUGUGCAUGAAUUAUCUAAUGUUCUGAAUUGGGUAGCAAAGAUCAGUGUAAACAACGUUAGCCAAAUUAUUGUCUAUAGUGAUGUUUGUGCAACAACCAUUUACUUAUUACCUCCGCCAGGAGGUUAUGUAAUCAUCUGGGUUUGUAUGUGUGUGUGUGUAUGUGUGUGUGUUUGUCUGUGAGCACGAUAACUCAAGAAAUACCAAACAUAUUCAUACGAAAUUUUUUGAAUGCAUUUCCCAUCGGCUAAGGAAGAACUGAUUAAAAUUUGGUUGAAUUUGGUUAAAAAUUGAACGAGAAAUGAACAAAAUUUUGUCUUGCUUUUCCCGGUCAAUUAAAAAAAAACUCACUGAAUACGUAUUUAGGACGUGUAUAAUGUAUGCAUGCAGUACUAAGACAAUAAUGAGAUGAUAAACCUCAUUAAGCUUCAGCCUUCAUUAUCUAUUGUCUUCGUUGCAUUUCACACGACUGAAAUUCAAUGCGGGCGGAGGUAUGCAGUCUCUGAGUGCCCUCUAUAGUUAUCUAUGUUUUUUAGGUUUAUUCUGAAACGUGGUCCAUUAUAUUAGGCCCAUUUUACAUUUUACACAAGUGUAAACGGGACUAUUGUCACGUGCGUAUUGUGUUUUUGCCCAACCAACGGCCGGCAACCAAUAACAAUGUUUUAGGAAAGUUUCUUAGCUACCCGUGACUUGAACAGUUGGGCAACGUACUUAAAGGACAUUGGCAGUAAAAAAUAAGUUUGUCUCAUUCAAAAGAACUCUUAAAAUUAUAUAUUAAACUCCAUUACCGAUUUGUCAUAUCUUGCUUAAUUCUCGAAAUAUUUAGACCGAAAUUAAUGAGGUGUCCGCCAUCUUGGACAAAUUCUUGACCUCAUUAACUAUGGCUUUGAUGACGUCAGGAGUUGGGUUAACCAUAAAAAAACUACUCUAAAAUGACCGGGUAACAUUCCAAAUUUUUUGAAAUGUUUUGAAUCAUUUCUAGAUUUCAGACAGCAACCAGAAACGACGUUUUGGACCCAUAUUGAUUGCUUACUCUCAAGAUUAAACGUGACCCCUUUCUUGAUGUAACAUGCAUAUCCUCAAUUAUUACAGUACAAGAUGGCGAAUAGCCCACUUCAAUCGUUUAAAAACUAAGCAAGAUAUAAUGUAAUAGAGUUUAAUAUAUAAUUUGAAGAGUUCUUUCAAAUGAACUAAACUACUUUUUUUUAUUGCCAAUGUCGUUUAAAAAUUAUUAUUGGUGGAUUUAGCGAAAAUAUAUUAUAUACACGUGACAAUGAAGGACCAUUUUUUUGCACAAACGUUGACCAACAUAGAUAAUGAUUAUAUUGUUAUUCUAAAAAGUUUCCAAACCAUCUCUUCUAUUAACUAUGAUUUUAUGAAGCAGAAAAUGCAAAAAAAUUUUGGUUAUGCAAGUUGUUUGUUUUUUUUUGGGGGGGGGGCUAAUUUCCAUAAAUUGUCCAACAAAAAAAAUCCUGGAGAUGCGGGGGGAUUCCGGACCUAACAUACUUCCUACUUGAUAUUUUUGUAUGUACGUGUAUUACGUAACGAUUUUCUUUCAUCUUUCCUGUGCGGGGGGCUUUAUGAAGCUUUACGUCAUUUUUUAUACUCCAAAUGUACGCAUGCGCAGAACGGUCUGUACCGCAUUAAUUUUAUGUCUUUCCAGUGAAUUUUAUUGGAAAAGUGUUAAUCAAAGUUGUGAAUUUGUUAGCUUUGUAGCAACGUUUUGUCAGCCGAAAUUGUAUAUGAUAAACGUGCACGCUGUAUAGCUUAUUAGCUUUUUCUUUUAAUUUUUAAAAGGUCACAGUUUUCCGUCAGUCUCUGGUUCAAAUACGCUGAAUCUCGUGGAUUGAUAAACAACGGUAAAAAUGAUGCAAGCUGGGAAAUAAGAAUUAUAAACAAACCAAUUCCCAGACUGAUUUUCAGAAAUACGACGGUGGUCAUGCAUUUGAUUCCAUUUAUCCGUGCUAGCAUUGUGACGACAAACAACUCGUCAAAGACCUGGGAUGUUGCUAUGGUACAUUACAACCGCUGGCACCAUAUUGUGAUGACGUACGAUGGCGAGACCGUUAAGUUCUAUCUCAACAAUCGUCUUGUGAAAAACGACAUGGAGUGUUGCCGUGGUAACAUCAUGACUAGACAAAAUGACGUUGUGAUUGGUGAUGGAGGACGGCCGUCUUCUGUCCACAUUAUAGAUGAAGUAUUUCUGUUAAAGAAAGCUUUAACCGCUGAUCAAGUCAGAAAGCUUUAUCAAACUUUGACUUUCGAUGAAACAACAGCAAUCUCCUCUUCAAGUUCUCUUCACUCUGUUAGUUUUCUCAUUGCUAUUGUCUUCCUAGCAUGUACUUUCCUGAAUAUUCCAAAUUAAAAUAAGUUGCGUGACAAAUGAAUGCUACUUUGCUUGUUGUCUCUUACACAGAGGUCUUGCGGUAUGACGUCUCGUCAAAAUUAACCCGCCAUUUUGGGUGGCAAAAAUCUGUU